AUGGAUGAGAAAUGCCCAAUGAUGGCGGAAACUUCCUUGGAAGACAAAGCGAUAGCAGAGGGUGCACCUCGCAUCAAGUUUGGCUGCCAUACAUCCAAGGAAUCCCUGGCUGAACGCCUCAGCAGCGGGAUGUUGGCGGAGUUUCGAGGCACUUGCGAGGUCCUGGCCAACGCCUGUGUGCUGCUGGAGCAGAUGGGUGCCGCUCCCAUCUUGGCGGACGGUCUCGUGGCGGGCAACUGCGCGGCAGUGCUACGCGACAACGACGAGGAGAUGCUCCUUGUGACCAGAUCCGGGAAGGCGGCCGGAAAGCAUCCCACAGAGCAGGACUUUGUGACGGUGCAAUCCUUUGACGCCAAUGCUUGGAGUUGUAACUUCUGUGGCUAUCCGGAGAUGAGACCCACCUCUGACACGCCCUUGCACUGGGCGGCCCUGAUGCGUGCGCAGCGGACCUUCGGCUGGUCCGAGAGGCCCUUGGUGACGCUGCAUGGCCAUGCGCUGGCGGAGAAGGAGGGUCUGCGGAUCGCGGAGCAGUUAGAGCUGCCCAUCAGCCAUGACGAGACAUUGUUCAGUACACCCGAAGAUGUGGAGGCUCUGAUGACUUUGUUCAAAUCCUUUCCGUAUCCUCAGCACAAGGUCUUCAUUCGACGUGGUCACGGGUGGUUCACCAAGCCCGGUCAUCUCAGAUACAAGGCGCCUCCCCCAGACAUUGUAAGACUGAUGCGCAGCACGUUGGCGUCGGUCUUCGAAGGAGGCAGACGUUCUGAAGCUCAAGCCGUGCUGCGUGAAAGUUUCUGUGACAGAUUCGAACGGCUUACUCGUGAGUUCACGGAAUGGUGCACGGCGCCCUACAUCGCAGAAGACGACGAAGGUGAUGAUGAGAGCACAGCAGAGGAGACGGAUCAAUCGAAGCCAAAGGCUGCUGAGAAUCUCGAAAGGCCCCUGCUGCAGCGGCUGGUCAACAGCAAUGGCUUCGAGGCGUGCAGCAUGAUGUCCAUCAUCCUUUGUAUGUUCUUUCUUGGUGCUGAUGCGGCUUGCUUCACAUGCCAAGACGGCACCAAGGUCUUCUACGAAGUGAUGAAUCAGCUCUUUGUUUUUGCCUUCUUGGUUGAAUGGUGCCUUCGUGUGGCGAAGGAUGGCAAGAAAUACUUCCUGCCGUUGAAGGCUGAGCACGUAUUGGAUACGCUGAUCGUUUGGGUCUGUGGUGUACUUCUUGGGUGGAUCAUUCCCUUGACGCUUCAAGAUGUGAAGCGAAGCCCGAUCACUCAGUCCUUGAAUGUCUUGCGAAGUAUGCGAACCCUGCGAUUUUUCGCGUUCUUGAAGAAUUUCGAUACCUUCAAGAUGUUGCUGGCGGGCUUACUGGGCACCAUCUCCACAUUGGCCGCCUGCGUCAUCUUGCUGGCCAUGCUGGACCUUCUGUUCGGUAUCAUUGCCAUCGAACUCAUCGGCCGCUUCGAACCUUGGGGGCUGGCAGAACGAGGUACGGCUGCCUGGAACUUUCAAAAUGGCCUGAGCUGUUGGAGAAGCAGCCCUACAUUUGGAUCUUCUGUUUCUGCUACAUUGCAAUCUCCGCCUAUGUCAUCCUGA
This is a messenger RNA of Cladocopium goreaui, 1584 nucleotides long. The record is from the annotation of a GenBank genome assembly. NCBI's taxonomy places the organism in Eukaryota, Dinophyceae, Suessiales, Symbiodiniaceae.